CCCAUGCGCCCGGCGGGAGGCGCCUCGGGAUGUUUCCGUCUGGUCCUUCCCUCCGCCCCCCGCGCUGACUCCAUCCGCUCCCCGCCCCCUGCUCGGAGCCGCCGCCACGCGGGAAGGGAGGGAGCCGGCCCCGAGACUGCAUCAUUCCGCACCGGCUGCUGCAGGGCCAGAGGGAGCAGGUGGAGCGAGCCAGCGAGCCGCGAGCCGGAGCGCGCCAGACCCAGGGCGAGACUGCAGUGACGCGGCCCGGGAGACAUGGCGGCCGGGCGUCUCUGAAUAAGCAGCAUCCGGAGUCCCUCGCUGCCCCCGGCCGCCGCAGCCCGGGCCAUGCCGCACGGCUGCUGACCGCACGCAGGGGCCGGCCCCGAGGACACAUGCGGCGGCCUUUGCCGCCUCGCCCCUGACUCUCUGCCCUGUUCUCCAUGUUGCAUUUCUCGUCAGUUUCUCGGGCGGUGUAGCUGCCGCUGCCACCAGAGCCGGCGGGGCAUCGCGCUGCUCAUUCAUCCGGCCGCACUUUCUUUUCCAUUUCCACCCAUCCCUUCCCAUUUCCUUCUCCCUUUCCCCGCCAGCUUUGCAUCCAUCUCCCCCACCCCGUCACCCCCUCCUGCCUCCAUCCACCGGGGCUAUGGCCGCAGAAGAGGUAUUGCAGACGGUGGACCAUUAUAAGACUGAGAUAGAGAGGCUGACCAAGGAGCUCACGGAGACCACCCACGAGAAGAUCCAGGCUGCCGAGUACGGGCUGGUGGUGCUGGAGGAGAAGCUGACCCUCAAACAGCAGUAUGAUGAACUGGAGGCUGAGUACGACAGCCUCAAACAGGAGCUGGAGCAGCUCAAAGAGGCAUUUGGGCAGUCCUUCUCCAUCCACCGGAAGGUUGCUGAAGAUGGAGAGACUCGGGAGGAAACGCUUCUGCAGGAGUCAGCAUCGAAGGAGGCUUACUAUCUGGGGAAAAUCUUGGAGAUGCAGAACGAGCUGAAACAGAGCCGGGCUGUGGUCACUAAUGUACAGGCAGAAAAUGAGAGGCUCACCGCGGUCGUGCAGGAUCUGAAGGAGAACAAUGAGAUGGUGGAGCUACAGAGAAUACGGAUGAAGGAUGAAAUCCGAGAAUAUAAGUUCCGGGAGGCACGGCUCCUUCAGGACUAUACUGAAUUGGAAGAAGAAAAUAUCACAUUGCAGAAACUAGUGUCCACAUUGAAGCAGAACCAGGUUGAAUACGAAGGCUUAAAGCAUGAGAUUAAGCGAUUUGAGGAGGAGACGGUACUGCUGAACAGCCAGCUGGAAGAUGCCAUCCGAUUGAAAGAGAUUGCUGAGCACCAACUGGAAGAAGCCCUCGAGACUUUAAAAAAUGAAAGAGAGCAAAAGAACAACCUGCGGAAGGAGCUCUCCCAGUAUAUCAGCCUCAACGAUAACCAUAUCAGCAUCUCAGUAGAUGGACUCAAAUUUGCCGAGGAUGGGAGUGAACCAAACAAUGAUGACAAAAUGAACGGUCAUAUCCAUGGACCUCUUGUGAAACUGAAUGGAGACUAUCGGACUCCCACCUUAAGGAAAGGAGAGUCUCUGAACCCUGUCUCUGACUUAUUCAGUGAGCUGAACAUUUCAGAAAUACAGAAGUUGAAGCAGCAGCUUAUGCAGGUAGAGCGGGAAAAGGCCAUUCUUUUGGCCAACCUACAGGAGUCACAGACACAGCUGGAACACACCAAGGGGGCACUGACAGAGCAGCAUGAGCGGGUGCACCGGCUCACAGAGCACGUCAAUGCCAUGAAGGGCCUGCAAAGCAGCAAGGAGCUCAAGGCUGAGCUGGAUGGGGAGAAGGGCCGGGACUUAGGGGAGGAGGCCCAUGACUACGAGGUGGACAUCAAUGGUUUAGAGAUCCUUGAAUGCAAAUACAGGGUGGCAGUAACUGAGGUGAUUGAUCUGAAAGCUGAAAUUAAGGCCUUAAAGGAGAAAUAUAAUAAAUCUGUAGAAAACUACACUGAUGAGAAGGCCAAGUAUGAGAGUAAAAUCCAGAUGUAUGAUGAGCAGGUGACAAGCCUUGAGAAGACCACCAAGGAGAGUGGUGAGAAGAUGGCCCACAUGGAGAAGGAGUUGCAAAAGAUGACCAGCAUAGCCAACGAAAAUCACAAUACCCUUAAUACGGCCCAGGAUGAGUUAGUGACAUUCAGUGAGGAGUUAGCUCAGCUUUACCACCAUGUGUGUCUAUGUAAUAAUGAAACUCCCAACAGGGUCAUGCUGGAUUACUAUAGGCAGAGCAGAGUCACCCGCAGUGGCAGCCUGAAAGGGCCCGAUGAUCCCAGAGGACUUUUGUCCCCACGAUUAGCCAGGCGGGGUGUGUCAUCCCCGGUAGAAACAAGGACCUCAUCUGAACCAGUUGCAAAAGAAAGCACAGAGGCCAGCAAAGAACCAAGUCCAACUAAGACCCCCACAAUCUCUCCUGUUAUUACUGCCCCACCGUCAUCUCCAGUAUUGGAUACAAGUGACAUUCGCAAAGAGCCGAUGAAUAUCUACAACCUUAAUGCCAUAAUCCGGGACCAAAUCAAGCAUCUGCAGAAAGCUGUGGACCGGUCCUUGCAACUGUCUCGUCAAAGAGCAGCAGCUCGGGAGCUAGCCCCUAUGAUUGAUAAAGACAAGGAAGCCUUAAUGGAAGAGAUCCUCAAGCUAAAGUCCCUGCUGAGCACCAAACGGGAGCAGAUCGCCACAUUGAGGGCGGUGUUGAAAGCCAACAAGCAGACAGCUGAGGUGGCGCUAGCUAAUCUCAAGAACAAAUAUGAAAAUGAAAAAGCAAUGGUGACUGAAACCAUGACGAAGCUUAGAAAUGAACUGAAGGCUUUGAAAGAAGAUGCUGCAACCUUCUCAUCCCUGAGAGCAAUGUUUGCAACAAGAUGUGAUGAAUAUGUCACCCAGUUGGAUGAGAUGCAGAGACAGUUAGCAGCUGCAGAGGAUGAGAAGAAGACUCUAAACACUUUGUUACGAAUGGCUAUCCAGCAAAAACUCGCCCUGACCCAGAGGCUGGAGGACUUAGAGUUUGACCAUGAGCAGUCCCGACGCAGCAAAGGCAAACUUGGAAAGAGCAAGAUCGGCAGCCCUAAAGUAAGUGGGGAGGCAUCAGUCACCGUGCCCACCAUAGACACUUACCUCCUGCAUAGUCAGGGCCCACAGACACCCAACAUUCGGGUCAGCAGUGGCACUCAGAGGAAAAGACAAUUUUCACCUUCCCUUUGUGAUCAGAGCCGUCCCAGGACUUCAGGGGCUUCCUACCUACAGAAUUUAUUAAGAGUUCCCCCUGAUCCCACCUCCACAGAAUCAUUUCUUCUGAAGGGCCCCCCUUCCAUGAGUGAAUUCAUCCAAGGGCACCGGCUCAGCAAGGAAAAAAGGUUAACCGUGGCUCCACCAGAUUGUCAGCAGCCUGCUGCCUCCGUACCGCCACAGUGCUCACAACUAGCCGGGAGGCAAGACUGCCCGACUGUCAGUCCUGACACAGCUCUCCCCGAGGAGCAGCCACAUUCCAGCUCCCAGUGCGCCCCUCUCCACUGUCUCUCCAAGCCUCCUCACCCCUAGUCUUCAUCUCCUGUGGACGAACAUCUGGGGUGGAAGUUUUGUAGCCACACACAGGAUACUGCCCAAGAUCCAGCGGGUGUUUUCUUCUCGGUUGUUAGAUGUACAAUUGGAUUAAUGUCCAUCGUUUUGGAAGACGAGAGAAAGUUGAGAAGAAUACGAAGCACAGACCCUUAUGUGAUAAAACAUUUUGUGGUUUCUCUGAGUCACAGAUAAACUUCUGCCAUCAAAUGGCUACAGUUCAUUUAAAUUUAAAAAAAAGAAAAAAGAAACAGGAAACGUGUCUCAGAUGGCUGGCUUUACCUCGAUAGCAUAAGAGAGACCUAAGACAUGUAAAAUACGUAUAUUGUAGUAUCAUCUUUCCUCACACUCCAAAUUCAGCUAGGGAAGUUGAUUCCAAUAUUUUUGUCAUUGAUAUUUAUUUUGUACUUUAUUUGCUACAUGAUUUAUGUCUAUACAAAUAAUUUCUCUGAGGUGAAUUUAAUUCAUUUAUUUUCAAAUAAGCAUAAUUUGCUCAAUUAAGUAUGAGUUUGAAUUUAGUUUGAAAUCUGGAAUUGGCCAGACUGUGGUCAUUUUUCUUGCACAAAAUGAUAAAUGAGGUGCAUCAGAAUGUUAACAAUAACUGUAUUUUGCUGCUACGCUGGUAUUGUUUAUGCACUUAUUUUCUAAUCAGUAGCUCAUUAACUGCUGGGUUGUGUUUUUGUAUUUUUAACUAGAGUUCUUCACUGGACAUUACUAAGUAAAUCUAAGAAAGAGACUAAGUUAUGAUUUAUUGACUUAUUCAAGUUUUGAUGGCAUCUUUAAUUUUAUUUCUUCAUUGCAGUUGAGUAGAUGUACUGGUGCUGCUCCUUUGUAUGUGUGUAUGUGUGUGAUAAUGUUAAAGAAGGCUCAAUAACUUGAAGGGAAAAAAAUGGUGUGUUUAUUUAAUGACCAGAAUUUUUUUUACUUCUCCCAAAAUCAGGGUCCUACUGAGUCUUUCCUGAUAAAAGGUAUCAAGUACAAAUGGGAAAAUAUAUACAUACAUAGAUGUAAGAUAGCCUUUAAUUAAUUAAUUUACCCAGAGAGUGUUCAAAGUUUGAUUAAAAUUGUAUGUUUUGUUGUUGUUAGGUUUUUUCAUAACGAAUAUUCCUUGCCAAAAAAACAAUAGAUAAUAAACCUUAGCUCAUUGUCUACUUUUGACAAACACUCAGGUGCCUACAAACAUUCUAUUAUCUUGAGAUAAUACAUGUUCCUGGUUAAUUUACAGAUUCUGCUGGGUAACUUUUAUGACUUGAUUUAAGGCAGUGGAUUUUCAUGGCAAAAUUUAUUUUGCACAUAAUCUGACAAACAAGGAAAACAGCUAACUGAGCUGAAAGGUCUAACACUCUUGGGCUCCUUAACCAUCAAGUGCUGCCCACAGAAUUGCUCCUAGCCCUGAUUCCUUGUCUUUGUCAGGUAGCCUUAACUUAUUUAAAACCAUAAGGGUUUGACCUUUUCAUAUAAAGACAUCUGUAACUUCUCUUCAAAACAAAAAUGACCCUCACUGUUAACACAAAGGACAGUUACCAGUGUAGGGCACUGAGAAAGGAGAUCCAGGAGCCACUCAGCUUAUUAAGCGAACAUGGGUGGCACAGAAAUGGAGUGGUCCAUCAGAGACCAAAUGGUAAGUCGUAAAGCACAUUGCAGGAGCUUUCGUUAGUCAUACGCCUAUUAAGUAGUGGUCGCUAUUACCAAAGCAACCAGGACGUUUUAUGUUCUUUAUAUGAGUGCUAUUUUCCACAGUGUCAUUUAUUAUGCAACGUGGAGUAAAGAGUUGAAAUCUUCACCAAAAUAGGGGUUCAGGUUAAAGUACAGAAACAGAAACAAAACGAUUCGACAUGAAGUUCCCAACCAUAGCAGCCUAACCUUCCGCUCUUUUCUACCUGCAUGGCCUUGCUGUUCCUAAACAUUGUCUUCAUUUCACUGGCAUUGUAUCUGCCUAGUACCGGUAUUAGUGAGACUGUGGAUUUUAUCAGAGUUCAAUGAAAGAAAGCUUACCCUUGCCCUCACUUUGUGUUUUUUAUUUUCCCCCCUUUCUCAAGCACCACGUAUUUGGACCUGAGAAGUGGCAUAGCUGCUAAGUUGACUUUUAAUAAAAACUGUUUGUGCCUGAGGGAAAUAUAUGCCUUUUUAAAAAGUACCUCAGAACAUGUUCCUAUAUCGUCUCAUCGGUUUUGUUUGGUGGGACUGGGAGUUCAGCAGGAAGUAUUGUCUGUGUGUGAUGAUGGGGCAGUAUUGCCAGUCGGCGAUGUUGUAUUUGCAUUCUUUAUCCCUAACUCUGAAUCUAGGACUCCAUGAAAAGCCGGGUCACACACAAAACAUUUCUUCCAAUACAAAGUGUAUUAUUACGACUAUUAUAAACUAGUUUCAUUUCAGUUAUUUAUCUUCAUAGAGUGGGAAAGUCUUUUUCUGAAAUACUAAUUCUAUGAAAAUAAUUUUAGUGAAUCUUUGCCAAGAAGUUAUAGAAACUUGGAAAUAAAUUUCUCAUUUUCAGCACAAAAUUAAGUGAUAGUCCCUAAGCAGUAAGAGAGAAUACCAUGUAUUUACACUGUGGCAUCAUUUAGUAUAGUUUACACUGAGCCAUAUCUAUAUUUAUUUAUAGGCAUUUAAAAUGAAUCAAUAUGUGUAGUGUUGAUAAAAAUCAGUAUCUGUAAAGAUGACAUCAGGAAUUCAAAAGGAAAUUGAAAAGGGGCAGAACUAGUGAGAACCAAAAAGAAUGAACUCCAGUAAGACUAAUUGAAGACAUACUUAGAGAGGAAAAAUAAACAGCAGAAAUACACUAAAAAAUACUGGCUAAUUAUUGCAAACAGAGUGAGCAAAGACUAAUGCUAACUAGUAAAAGUAGUUAGCAAAGUAAACAGGUAGUUUUUUAAAAGUAAGCACAAUUACAAUAUUGAAUAGUAUGGAGAAAUGUUUUUCUCCUGAGGAUUUUCCUUAAUCAAAAAAUAAGAAGAAGCAAUAAAUUGUCUUUGGCCUGAGUGCCGAGCGGCAUAAAUAAAGGAGCUUGGCUUAAUCUUUCUGGUCCACACAUAAUCCAUUAGAUCCCAUUCAUAUAUCCAAUUCUGGAUCUAAUAAAAGAAUUUGGAGAACUUUGAGGAAAAGGAAAAUUGUUAAAUAAGAAAAGACCUAUUUAGAAAUUAUACUUUAGUCUAAUGAAGAGGAGGUACAAUAGUGGUCUUCAAGAAAAGAAUAUUUAACAAAUGAUAGAUAUCAGCUAUAGAUAUUGUUACUAAGUCUAGAAUAAAAAAGGCUUCAGUGUGAAGGAUGUAUAGUAACUCUAGGAAAGAGAUUUUUAACACUGGGAAAUUAACGUGGAAAUUGAUAAUCAUAAAGAAUAUUUGUUUUGUAAAAAUUGAAUAUCAUUGGUGGUCUAGUAAGUAUUAAGUGGCAAGAUAGGAGAAUGCAUUUCAGUUCUGGGAGCUCAUAAUCCUCUGAUUCUUUUAUUUUAAGUUUUAAAAUACAUUAAAGUUUUACUGGUUAAUCAUAAAAUAUUUUAUAUUUGAAAAUAGGAUGGCAAUCUUUAUUUUUCCAAGAUAUUUGUUGGAAAAAAAAUGAUUGUUGGUAUUAUUUUUUCUUUCAGCUAUAUUCCAUGGUAUCUUUAAAAUUGUUCAGAAUAUAGUACUUUUACUAAAAAACUUCACUUGUCAGAAUCUAAAAAAACAAUGUCCUCAGGAAUACUUCAGAAAUAGAAGGUAUGCAAUCCCUCAGUGGGGGGCAAACACAUUUCAGAUUUCGUCUUUAUUUAAAAGGAUCUUCAGUCUACAACAUUUGCUUUUUUGUGCUUUGGAAAAUAUCCUUGUGCAGAUAAGUUCUUCUGUUUGAAACAAGCAUGAAACACUGGUCCAAUAACCUAAGAAUGUGGAGAUUUCUUGAUAUUCUGUAUUAAUUAAAGUUCUCUACAUGUCUCAAAUGGAGAUCACAAAACAUGAAAAGGAAGAAAUGAAAUAUCUUUUCUUCUGGGAUGAGUGUCAAUUUUAAUGUAUAAUUGUCAUAAUCAAUCAGCCAAAAGUUACAAUCUGUCCCUCAGAGACAUCGGGGGAAGCUGAUGGAUUUCCAGUAAGGAACUGUGGUGGGUUCAAACUCAGGCUGCCACAAAUACAUUGAUAUGGUAGGUAGGAAGUAGGACUAAAUUUGAAAGAAACAUAGGGUAAAGUUCACAAUUUUAAAAAGGUUGCCUUCCAGUUUUUUUGUUUGUUUAUAAACUAGAGUGAUUUUUAAGUAACCCUUAUAUUUAAGGCUGCAAAAAAUGUACAAGAAUAUGUUUUCAAGUAAAGGGAACAUAAUUCUUCAAAAAGCUGUUGAACUGGAGUUAUGAUAGGUUAUGACAGAGAGCAUGAUCAGUGCUGAUACUGACAAGUACUUUUUUUACCUUAAAAUCAACUUCUAUGGAACUACAAGAUCAAUCUAGCUCCCGAGUGACCUUUUCCAUUGUCUGUAAUAAUGCCCUCGGAUGAGUUGUGUCUAAAAUUAAGUUCAUCUUUAUUUAUAUGCCAACAUAACUGCCAUAGUCCCUAAUGUAUUGCAUUUGUAACCUGAUCGUAUUAUGUUUACACCUGAAAGAUUUCAUCUAGACAUGUCUUUCGUCCUUAUUAUUCAAAGUGUAAUUGAAAGAGAUAUUUAGUAUUAAGACAUGUUGCCCAAUUGAGAAUUUUCCAGAAUAUUCUACUUAAGAAGAAGAAGAGCAAUUAACUGCCUUUAGUGUAAGGGCGAGAGUGCAUAGAAAUAUGCAAUGUAAAAUGUUUGCAUGAAUUAUUUCAUAUCAUGUAAGCUUUCCCAUAUUCAUAAGAUGAACACUAUAGAAGUCUCAUUUCUCUGUGAUCGUCUGUCCAUUAGGAAUGUAAGGAGAUUGUUAUCUAUAUCUAGUCUCCUUUCCAUAUUGAACUGCAUGGCUCUAAUCCUCAGCGUAUUUUUAUCCCUUCUCGAGUUAUUUAAAAUUUGCCCUAUUUAAGCUGAAGCCUGGAUAAACUGCUGAGCCAGAUUAUUCCUGUGAUUGGAGUUUAAUUGCUGUAGAACACUUGUUGAGAACACAUUUUUUACUUUUUUUCUUUCAGAAUUAUUCUUCGAUCAUUGUUCUCUAAUGAAAACACCGAGAAGUAAAUCUGGUGCUUCUUUGUGUAAAUAUGUUUUUCUUUUUAAAAAGUCAUUUUAAAACAAAGAUGAGAGAACUAUAAAGUAAGGGGAAAUAUCAUUUUAUUUAAAAAUAAUUAUUCAGUGAUAGAUAAUGGAGUUACAGAAUGAAUCAUUGGGUUCAUAGGUAUGAUUUGUGCAGCCAAUCUUAGAGGAAAUACAUCAUUUUAACAUCAUUCCCACAAAAUGUUUAAGCUCAAUGGUUUGACUAUAAGAGUCAAACAAUUACUGUUUGAAAAUCUCUUAUGACAUUUUUAUAAUCUACUCAGUGUUUUUAUUUGCAUGAUUAUGCUUAUGUGAUGAACCAUCCAUGAUUCUGAUAUUGUAUUUCUUUCCAGUAUUAACAUGUGUAUUGUGUGGCCAACUCUGAUUUGUACACUGUAUUACUGUUGUAAUGAUUCAACUGUUCCUACAUUUAAUUGCAGUUUUAUUAUUAUGCCUUUUGGGGUUAAAUGAUGUGAAGUGUUUCCACCUACUGAUAAAUACCAUAUGAAAACAUGACUAAAAGACUGAUUUAAGAAACUUUUUUGUUAUUUUUAAAAAUAUGAAUUUCAAAAGAAAUGUUCUCAAAGACACAUGCAUUUAUUUUAAAUUCAAAAAAUUCUUAUGAAUUUAUUAUUGCUUGUACUUUAACAUUUUUUUAUUGUAGACAAUCCUAAGUGAAUAAUGUCUCAUGGGAGAAUCCACAUGAUAUGUGCUUGUAUUUGUGUAAUCUGAUCAUGCACUCAAUGGUUGGAAAAGGCACUCCAGUGCUAAGAAAAUAACCAGAAGCCAAUAUAUCGAUUCUUAUAUCUUGGUUUAUGUUACCAACUGAAUAUGGUGUAAUGCAUAACUUUUUCCAGUAAAUAAACUGGUUAUUUUUUGUUCAUUUCA
Messenger RNA from Pongo pygmaeus (Bornean orangutan), 9568 nucleotides. It is a transcript of the gene BICD1, whose product is annotated as BICD cargo adaptor 1. Gene Ontology annotation, biological process: regulation of microtubule cytoskeleton organization; microtubule anchoring at microtubule organizing center; protein localization to organelle. The transcript has 10 exons. Lineage: Eukaryota; Metazoa; Chordata; Mammalia; Primates; Hominidae. Gene Ontology annotation, molecular function: dynein complex binding; dynein intermediate chain binding; dynactin binding. The record is from RefSeq and is a predicted model, not a curated record. The coding region runs from base 626 to 3553 and encodes 975 amino acids. Gene Ontology annotation, cellular component: cytosol; Golgi apparatus.